UCUUUCAGAGCCCCUGUUAAGUCAAAAGUGCUUUUCCAAAGUAGGAAGAAGCAAGAGUUUAAAGCUAUAAAACCACUCUCUUCUGCUCCUUCCUCUGUAAUUCUCCGAGUUCAAAGAUGUGAAAGUGCUUUUGCUUUCUGUUGGAAUUUCGGAGGAACUUUCAUUUCAAGCGAAGAAUUAUAUCCUUGUUUGGCUUCUGUGCCUCACCGCAGGUUUCUUCAAGAUUUCCUCGCCUACACAAAUCAAUUAAUUAAUAGCAAACUCGCCAUCUCAGGUCUCUCUCAAUGAAGUAGUGACUCAACGAGCAUGUCUGCAAACAAGGGAUUGGCUUUGUGACUGCCAUUCUGGAUUGUUGUGCCGCCCAAAUCCUCCAUAAGUUCAUCUUUUUUCGUAAGCAAGGAAGGCAAGGCCAUCAUUCUGGUUGACGAAAGCCUGAUUUAGAUGGCUAGUGCUUGUUGGCCUUACUUCGAUCCCGAGUAUGAAAACUUCAGCAUCAGAAUUAAUCCUCCAAGGGUGUCAGUUGAUAAUUCGAGUUGCCGUGAGUGUACUCUAGUCAAGGUUGACAGUGUGAACAAACCAGGAAUAUUGCUGGAAGUUGUGCAAAUUCUAUCAGACCUUGACCUUAUUAUCACCAAGGCUUACAUUUCCUCUGAUGGUGGAUGGUUCAUGGACGUGUUCCAUGUCACUGAUCAACAGGGGAAAAAGAUUACAGAUAGCAAAAUGAUUGACUACAUAGAGAAGGCUUUAGGACCAAAGGCUCACAUCAAUGAUGGAGUCAAGGCUUGGCCAAGCAAACAGGUCGGGGUGCACUGCGUUGGUGAUCAUACAGCCAUUGAACUCAUUGGCAGGGACCGCCCAGGUCUGUUAUCCGAGAUAUCUGCUGUCCUUGCCAACCUCCGAUUCAAUGUGGUGGCCGCUGAAGUUUGGACUCACAACAGGCGGAUAGCCUGCGUUGUCUAUGUCAAUGAUGAUACCACAUGUCGUGCUGUGGAUGAUCCUACCAGAUUAUCAGCCAUGGAGGAGCAGCUCAAGAACAUCUUACGCGGGUGUGAGGAUGAUGACAAAGUGAGUCGAACCAGUUUCUCCAUGGGGUUCACUCAUGUCGAUAGACGGCUUCACCAAAUGUUCUUCGCUGAUAGAGAUUAUGAAGGCGGUGGAGUAACAACUGAGGCUGAUCAUCCUCCCUCCUUCAAACCAAAGAUCACAGUAGAGCGCUGCCAGGACAAGGGUUACUCCGUAGUUAAUGUCAAGUGCAAGGAUCGGGCCAAGCUGAUGUUUGACAUUGUGUGCACAUUAACAGAUAUGCAAUAUGUUGUUUUUCAUGCCAGCAUUUCUUCUGAUGGCCCCUAUGCAUCACAGGAAUAUUAUAUUCGUCACAUGGAUGGAUGCAUACUGGAUACAGAAGGAGAGAAGGAAAGGGUCAUCAAAUGCCUAGAAGCUGCAAUUCAGAGGAGAGUAAGCGAGGGUCUCAGCCUAGAGCUAUGUGCGAAAGAUAGAGUAGGAUUGCUAUCAGAAGUAACAAGAAUUCUGCGAGAGAACGGAUUAUCUGUUUCAAGGGCAGGUGUGACGACAAUAGGAGAGCAAGCGAUGAACGUGUUUUACGUGAGGGAUGCUUCAGGGAAACCAGUAGACAUGAAGACGAUCGAAUCACUUCGAAAAGAUAUUGGACAUACAAUGAUGAUUAAUGUGAAGAAGGAUCCACUGAAUGCCAAUAAGGAACCUCAAUAUCAGGCAAGCACUGGAUGGGCCAAAACAAGCUUCUUCUUCGGAAAUCUCUUCGAGAGGUUCUUGGCUUGAAAAUUUCUUAUAUAUAAAUAUAUAUAUAUAUAAAUAUGUCCAUAUAACUGCACCAGAUACAAUGAAAGUUGUAUAGAAUAACAAAAACUGUUCAGUGCAAGAAAAAAUGGACAGGCUUGUAAUGGUAGAAUGCCCCUUUGUAAUUGUAUACUUCUUUAAAGACAUUCAUCAAUGAAUGCAAACUCUCUUGUUUGAACUUUAAAAA
Molecule: messenger RNA, 2002 nt
Organism: Mangifera indica (mango)
Lineage: Eukaryota; Viridiplantae; Streptophyta; Magnoliopsida; Sapindales; Anacardiaceae
Product: ACT domain-containing protein ACR3
Exons: 10
Coding region: 442-1797 (451 amino acids)
Source: RefSeq, a predicted model, not a curated record